Sodiomyces alkalinus F11 is the source of this 4530-nucleotide messenger RNA. RefSeq lists its product as hypothetical. Gene Ontology annotation, biological process: regulation of ARF protein signal transduction. Lineage: Eukaryota; Fungi; Ascomycota; Sordariomycetes; Glomerellales; Plectosphaerellaceae. The transcript has 2 exons. The record is from RefSeq and is a predicted model, not a curated record. Gene Ontology annotation, molecular function: guanyl-nucleotide exchange factor activity. Bases 1 to 4530 code for a protein of 1509 amino acids.
AUGCUUCUGUCUCUCGACCAAUUCUCUUCCAUACAAGAUAUUUCUUCUACCGCCCGUCGAUUCCAAUACGACCCUCUCCUUUUCCACAAUCAACAACCACCAGCCUCCCCUUCGGCCAAUCCCUCCCACCAACUCGACGGCCCGGAUCAUCCUCUUCCCCGAGCCAGCGCUUCACGCGACCGAGACCGACGUGGAGGUCACACCCACGCCCACGCCCACGCCCACGCCCACUCCUACAACUACAGCUCCGACCUCGACAAUCCCAUAGCCGACGACUCGAGCCGUUACUCCAGCCAGGGCUCGCGUGGCCGCCGCAGCAACAGUAGCUCCAACUUCCCGUCCGGCCUCGCUCGCAUUAGUAGCCUACGGGACGCCUCCCAUCGGUCCUCCCCCGCUUCACCUCACCGUCCUCUGCACUCGCGUGGUGGCAGAGGCAGCAAAGGCAGCAGCAGCGUCAACAGCAUCGACGCCGCCGGCUACCCCCACGCUCCGGGAGGCCAGCGCCGGGUCCACGACUUGGGUCACCGCUCCUCGAGUUUCGAUUACGGCCACCGUCCUGCCACCACCCUACCCCUGCCUCAACCGCGACAGCAACAACAAAUCCAUCACCAACAGACCGCCCACCCCACGUCUAACUGGCCAGCCCACUUUUCCGACACCUUCCUCGCCGACGACUACGACGACGCAGCCCCUACUCCUACCAUCCCCGCCGGUCCCCGACGCAUCCCUGCCCUCUCGACCUCGGCUUCCAAUCCUUCCUUUGCCCGCCCGCCGCCUACCGAGAUUCCCGUCCCCCGACCACCCACCGCCACCGCCACCGCCACCGCCCCCGAUCGCAAACGCUCGCCUCGCUCGGGACGGAGCAUGUCUAUGGGCCGCAAACCCGAAACCCAAUACCGGAAAAACAUGGCCCACGACCCCAUGCCUCAGAAAUCCCCGGCGCCUGUGUUUGCCGACAUGGACUCGGCCCCGGCCCCUCACGUCGGGUACGAGAAGACAAAGGAGCCCGUGCACCCUGCCGCCUCCUCGCCCCCAACGCUGCCCGUCGCACAAACGAAGGAUAAGCCUGGCUUUUUUAGGAGAGUUUUCGGCUCCUCCCGGAACAAUGCCGCAAACAACCCGACGUCGACGCGUCCUCCGCCCGCCGCCGUCCGUACCGACAGCAGCCUGCCCAAUGCCACUGCGACCCUGUCCAAAUCAGAGUCCACACCGCCUUCGCGUGACCACUCCACGUCCCAUUCGCAUCAUGGCGUCCUGCAGAAGAAGCCGUCAUCGUUUUUCAGGAGGCGGAAGAAGUCCUUUGCCGAGGAAUCACCACCCGUUCCCGCCACACCCGUCAUCACCAGCGACAGACCGCCCGUUCCUCCCAUAGAGCCUCGCUUCCAGCUGCUGCCCGACGAGGACGUGCUGGCAGACGACCAACCCGUGCCCAGUCCCGUGAGCAGCCUGAGAAAGGUUAUGAACCCUUACCUCAAAGCUAGUCCGAUGACCCCAGCGGGGGAGCCGCACCCGUUCCACACUUCUGUCGAGAACGCCGCCGACUCGGCACCGGAAGCGGUCGAGACGCCUGAACCCGAAUCUCGUGAAUACAAGCGCUCCUUCUCUCCCGAUUACGAGCCGAGCCCCAACGCUCGUAUCCGUAAAGUUAAGCCCGAGUCACGCGAUGGGGACGAAGGGGAUGGUCACGACAUGAACCGCCAAGCCCAACGCGAACUCGAACGAGAAUCCGAAUCUCAACAUGACCACAAGUUCCCGGCAGAGACCCCAACGCGCCGUCCGCCUAACAUCCCCAAGCCCACGGGCCACAGGAGCGACUCGUUCCUUAAUCUCGAGGGAUCCGACGAUAAUGAAGGAGAUCCGGACUGGAGAAACAAUCUCAGGUCCAGAAACGAAAAAGCGAGGACCCCGACCGGGGAGCCCUCUGGCGAGGAGUCACCAUCCUUAUCGCCAAAGGGGCAGAGGAAGAACAGCACCAACGGUGCUGGCAUGUCGAUGUCGAGCCAGAACCCGGCCGGGACGGCAGACGCGAACACCAAGAGACGGUCUACCCUCGUUCUACCCAUCGAGGGUGCCCAGUCCGAAAUGAAUACCCCCACCGUCCAUAUCGAGGACAGCUCCGCAUCGCCACCAAGUACGGCAGCCAAAGGGACGCCGUUCGACGAACCCGACUUCGUCGUGGGCGAUCCUACAGACGAUGACCGUCAGAAGGCUCAGAAGAUCUUUGACGGCCACGAGGACUACAUACAAAAAGACAAAGCCGCUGCCUGGAUGGGUGAGGAGGGCCCCAUUCGCCAACGGACCCUCCGUGCCUACAUGGAUCUGUACGACUUCACCAACAAGAGCAUCGUGCAGGGCCUCCGUCUGGUCUGCGAACGUCUGGUCUUCCGGGCCGAGACCCAGCAGGUGGACCGGAUUCUUGUCGCUUUUUCCAGGCGCUGGUGCGAAUGCAACCCUAACCACGGCUUUAAGGCUACCGACGUCGUGCAUACCAUAUGUUACUCUAUCAUGCUCCUCAACACCGACUUGCAUAUCGCCGAUAUCGAGCAAAAGAUGACGCGAAGUCAGUUUGUCAGGAACACCAUGACCACCAUCACACAAGCGGCGACCGAGGCGGCUCCCAAGGCCUUCAGACGUCCCAGUCUUUUGACCGAGAAGAACGAGCAUCUGGCAACGGAAAAUCCUCGAGGGUCGACCGAAGAGCGAUCCAACCGAUUCUCCUUCAGGCCCGCCCCGAGACGAGAUAUUAGCACCGACGAAGCGGAGAGAGAACACGACACAGACAGCUGUGGUCCUCUCGUCAAGGUCGCCUUCGAUGGAACUCUUCGCGCGUGGGAGGCACAAGUUGAGCUCGUCCUGAAGGACAUCUACGCCUCGAUUCGUGACGAACGGCUGCCCCUUUUCGGCGCGGCCCCCGAACCUCAGCGGGGUCCCCCUGGUGGCCUGUCGGUCAUGGGCAUGCUGAAGCGGUCCCCGAGCGUGCUCAGCAAGGCGCCCUCGGAAAGCCAGACGUCCCUUCGCGGUUGCAUCGCCGAGUCCACGCGAAGCGGCACGGGACGCUUCUCUUCCAAAAGCCGGUCCAGGCCUCGUCUAGCGAACCCCGGGUUUUCCUCGUCGCGGACGAGCUUUGACGACGGCAAUUCCCUCUGGAGUCCGGCGUCGUCUUCGGCUACGUGGAGUCGAUACUCCCUCGGACGUACGCAAACGUCCAUGUCGGUGGACUCGUUUGGUGGUAGCGCUCUGGGUGGUGGAUUCCAACAGUCGAUUGGAUUCGCCAAUGCUCUCAGUCAAGCCAUCAUCCGCGACGACGCAAGCAGCAGCCACGGCCACGGUCUCGGCCCGGCACCGUCGGCGAUGAGCGACGAGGCCAAGGCUACCCUGCUCGACGACGAGUCGCUCGAGCUGUCCGGCCCACCGUGGGUGAAAGAGGGCAUGGUCACGCACAAGCACCAUCUCGACGGCGUCGACAAGAAGGCCAAAGACAGGAACUGGACCGAAGUCUUCGCCGUCGUGCAAAAGGGGCAGAUGAGCCUCUUCUCUUUCUCGCCGAACAAGUCGCUCGGUCGCAAGAGCCGGGCGGCCCGUAAUGCGGCCAAGGCUAACCCAGCGGGCGUGGUGGGAGGCGGCAACUGGCAGGAGAACGCGACCAACCUGGCCACAUUUAAUCUGCGACAGACGCUGGCCUCGGCCCUGCCGUCGCCCGGUUACUCCCGCAGUCGGCCGUACGUCUGGGCGCUCAGCCUACCCACGGGCGCCGUCCAUCUGUUCCAGGUCGGGACACCCGAGAUCAGCAAGGAGUUCGUGACGACUGCCAAUUACUGGAGCGCUCGACUCAGCACGCAUCCUCUGGUCGGUGGUAUCAGCAACGUCGAGUACGGAUGGAGCGAUUCCAUCGUCAACAACGCUCUGGUGGCGGCCAUUAACGAGUCCACCGGAAACCAGCCCCCGAGUACCCGGUCCUCUCGCCGUGGUAGCGUGGCGACCGCGCACCACCGGAACAACAGCAGCGGCAAUGCCAAUGGUGCUGUCGCUGUCACGGCCCAGGGACGAAGCAGCAUGCAGUCCAGCAGCCGCAGCCUGCGGUCGGCGUCGUUCGACUACGGCUUCAGCCCGUCCUACACGAGCCGCGGCGGGAAGCUACCGGGGGACCGCAUUCCCGUCUCGGAGUGGACGGCGCCGGCGCAGAGCAUGCGGCCAUCGAACCUGUCGGAAAGGGAACAGCUCGCAUCGCUCAUGGCGUAUGUCAAGGGCAUCGAGGAGGAGCUGUUGGCGCACAACAAGCUGCGGAGCCCGAUGCUGCUGGCGUUCACGCCGCGCAGCCAUAGUGCCAACAAGGCCAUGGCCAACUGGGAGCGCAAGAGCUCGUACCUGCUCCGGGAGAGCGUCAAGUUCCGGACGUACGUCGACUGCCUCCAGCAGGCCGAGGCGCGGCGGGCCGAGAUUUACGCGGAACGAGAGCUCGCGCAGCGGGCGGCGCGGGGCGAGCUUAGCGAUGAGGAGGUGGAGGGCCAUGGCGACGUGACGUUACCCUGA